Molecule: messenger RNA, 1943 nt
Organism: Schistosoma haematobium
Lineage: Eukaryota; Metazoa; Platyhelminthes; Trematoda; Strigeidida; Schistosomatidae
Exons: 3
Coding region: 161-763 (200 amino acids)
Source: RefSeq, a predicted model, not a curated record
AUUAUUUUUAAAUAAUUUUGUUUCCUAAAUAGAAUUCUAACGAAUAUAAUUCACAUAACAUGGAAAUUAAUAUUGUCCGUUGAAAGUUCAUUUCUCUCAACUUUUGUCAGAAAAUACAAUAAUAAUAAAUCACAAAAAAAAGAAAAAAGAAGAACAAUCUAUGGAAAGAAAAGUUGAUAUUUCAUGGCCAUUUGAUUGUUUUGCUUUAGUGGCAACUGGAGCUACCUUAGGUGUGUUGGCUAUAUUACUUGUUUUAUUCCUAUUACUUUUGUGUCUUCCAUGGCAUAAGUGUGAUCGAUAUUGUUCUUGCUGUCGUUGUUGGCUUUUUAGUUCAAAUGAGAAUAUUCACAGACAGUCAGAUGAUGCAUUUCGUGCAGCCAGAAUGCCUGGAGAGUACCCUAUGCCAAUGUUUGACUUCAUCCCACCAUCUGCUUUGCCCAAAUUACCAAACUACGAAGAAUGUUUAAAUACUGGGCCACCAGCGAAUGAUGAAGCUCCACCUCCGCCAACUCCACUUUCUUUUUAUUCAGUUAAUUCAAAUGGUCAAUCAGCUUUACGUCUUACUAUCCACAGUCAACCCGAUUUAGUUGCUCAUAAUCGCAGUUCCCAAGCACUUGCUAGUCCUUUAUCCACACCUCCACCGACUUAUUCGUCAACGUGUUUGCAAAGGCCAUCAACGACGAGUCGAACAGGUGAAGAUACAUCUAGAAUAGUUGAGAACUCAUCUCAUACAACAUCAAGGCAAUUAUCGGUGGACCGUUAAUUAAUUGUUAUCUUAAUAUUUUUCCUCAUUACGGUUUUGUACUCGCAAAAUGAUGGAUUACCUGUCUCUCCCUGUUAUACCUUGUACCAUUCUUUCAGUUGUGGGCGUUUUGAUUUUUUCUUGUUUUAAUUACAAAUAUAGAGAUGAAAAUAUGUUUCUGUGAUCACUGAACAAUUAUGUUAAUAUACUACUACAAUUUUGGUGAGUAGUUAUAAAUCUUAGAGAUAAAAUAAUCAGUUCAGAUUUUUUUCUAGAUAUUUUUUUACCAACCUUUCACAUUCUUUCUCUUUUGAAAUAUUUGACAUAUCAAGAAUUUUCUGAUAAUAAAUAACACAAGCAUAUACUUUUCUGGUUGUCUGCUGUUAUAUAAGAAUAUUAUAUAUAUUGAUAGAUAUUUGUAUCAAACUCUUUUAUUCGUUUUAAGAAACAAUAUUUUCAAAUAUUUUCUUUAUACCAUCGGGAAACAUAUCAAAGCCAAUUUCAUAACUGUAUCUCUGCACGUGUUUAGUGGGGCUCCCUGGACAUUUUCUACUACUUGUUGUCGCUUGUCAUUAAAAUGUAAGGGAGGUUUGUCGAGGAUUUAUGCUUCAUCAAACAGAAAUCCCCAUGAAUAUCGGAUCUGUAAAUGAAAUAGUAUAGAGCAUUUACAUAGGUGGGAUCCGACAUUUAUUGAGAUUGGAUUAUUACAUCACAGGAAAACUACUGAAUAUGAAGUCUUCUCAAAGAAUGUAGUCGUUAUUUACAGGUGAAACUCUUUUAAAUACCUUCAAAGUUUAAAAACAUUUUAGGAAAAUUCCAUGGCUCCUCUUGAUAUUACGUUACGAGUAUCAAGCUGUUGCUAAGUCUCUAAACUUCAGUAACAAAAUUUUCAGUUGCAUAAGGAAUUUUAGGAUCCCAGUAUCAAAUAUAUAUAUGCUCCUCAAUUUAAAUACUUCCUCAAGAUUUUCAACACUCAAAGCUUGGUCAGAGUUACUAUCAACACGAAGGUAGACUAAUUACGAAUAUGGAUUUAAAUUCUAUAGUCUUCAGUCAGUUAUCUUCAUGACAAUAUUUACUAUGAUUGUCUAUCUUUUAAGAUGCUAGAUUAACUGUAUCAAUUAGAUUUACAGUGUACCUGUGAUAUUUCCAUGAUUAGAAAACGGACGUUUCCUUGCUUCAAACAAGUUAUAUUUUUAUGAGA